Molecule: messenger RNA, 3594 nt
Organism: Adineta ricciae
Lineage: Eukaryota; Metazoa; Rotifera; Eurotatoria; Adinetida; Adinetidae
Source: the annotation of a GenBank genome assembly
AUGUUCAGACAGUUCUUCGAUACAUCAUUCAAUGAUUAUCGUCAGGUACGAGUUGUUAUUCAAGGAUUACCACGCGAUCCGCUAACAGGACCAUCAGUUGACUUCCAAAGAUUUUGCACCAGUUUAUUUAAUCAUAAGAGUUAUACACAAGAACAAUUCAAGCUUGAGUAUUGUUAUGUAAAAGAAAAAUUAGCUGUUGAUGAAGUACCAUUGAAUGAAAUCCAACUGUAUCGUCGACCGUUUGGUUUCAUUUGUUUUGCUACUAUACAAACUAGUGAAGAAUUACACAGUGUUCUCAAUCAAUUCCGAGAAAUGAAAGAGAAAUACAAAGAUGCGCAUGUACAUCUAUUUGUUCGAUAUAAAACGACAGAUAUUAAAGAAGAUGAUGGUGAGAUUUCAACGAACGAUAAACUGGAUGAAUCGGAUUACACACCUGUGUAUCGUCAAUCUAUUUCCAGUAUGAUGAGUACGGAGUCAUAUAAUUCAUUACCACAAGCAGUUACAUCACUUAAACUACAAGAAUCAAUACAUAAUGUUGAGAAUUGUGGAGCAGCAUCUGAUCCAGGAUCUUUAACAAGUAGUUUCGAUGAUUCAUUGGCAUUUCAAGGCACUGAAGCGGAUACGCUCGAUGACAGUGAUGAAAGGGGCGCUUCGAUCGAAAUCACGACUAUGAAAACAACAAAGAAACCGAGAAAACCUCUUUUAAAAAGUUUAACUCUAUCGACUACGACAAUUCGUGAUCAAUUUGAUAAUGACGUAACUCGUGUUUCGCAUGUUCUACUAACUAACCUAACCAAAUUAGCAGCUGAAUCAAAUAAUACGAAUGGAUUAAUAUAUUCUCUCGAUUCACAACUAGCUGACAUACGUUUGAUCGUGAAAUCGGAAGCAAAUUGUACACUUUUAGACAGCCAAGAGAUAUCUCGUCAUGGAUACAGUCAAGAUCGUACGUACAAAGCUGCACUGAACGAAUUCGAUAUGCGUAUGAUGCUGGCUUUAUUUAAUCAAUAUAUAAAAGCCAAUACGAUUCUUGGCGCAGAAGUAGCCAAAGACAAAUUAUCACGCAAGACAAUUGAAGCACGAAUAUUAAAACGCAAAGGUGAUUGCUAUCUAUUAUUAGGAGCUAUCGAAAGAUCUCUACACACAUAUCGACGUGCUAUAGAAGCAUUGAAGACUCAAAACGAUACGAUAUGGCAUGCAGCUGCUCUCGAAGGACGCGUCGCAGCUACAUGUUCAUCAGCACAAAAGCCUAAGACACGCUUUCCAAAAACGAUGUCAUACAUAUCACAACGUUCAUUUACGAGAAUGAUAUCUUUCAAGAAAAUCUUGAAAUUAUCAUCCGACGCAUUGCUAAACUCCCAACCGGAUAUUGAAUCAUCUAUACGCACCUAUCAUGCUGCCAGUAGUUCUUUGUAUAAUAAACAGGUCUUUCGAUUAGAAUUGGAUGCUUGUUUACGUUGGUGUACUUUGCUCUUGGAACAGAAUGACAUUCGGAAAUAUCGUAGUGAUGUUGAUGAGUAUGUGAAACGAAUCAAUGCUUGCGGCCAUGAUCUACAAGAACAUAUCGAUAGUAUAUAUUUAAAUGCCUAUUUAGCCGAGACGUAUGCAACAGUUGGCCUAAAACGUAAAAGUGCAUUGUACUAUCGGUCGGCAGCAUAUUCAGGUUUGGAAUUAUUAAAUGAACGCAAAGGUCACGAAGAUGAGAUUGGAUUUUUCGAUGAGCUCAUCAGACGAGCGCGUACAGGUUAUGGAAUUGAUGAUAAUCAAAUAAUUUUUCCAUUGAUACAGAAGACCAUUAUUAGCGAAUCAAUACAAAUUAGCUUAAAAAAUAACGAUUUUACGACGAUUAUUGAAAAUGUUCAUUUUGCAAUCGAAACACUCAUUGACUACAUGACAGAUGAAGAAUUAAAACAACUGCUUACAUUUUUGAAUGGCAGUGAUCAAUCAAUUACUUGUUCGUAUUGCAGCAUACCGCGAUUGAAAUCUCUCGAUCUUCUUCCUCCAUCGGAUCGAUUGAAAGCAUGGAAAACAGAAGCUGAGGGUGCAUUGUUUAUCUAUCGUCCGAAAGUCAUUGUGUCGAGUCAACAUCAACCUCUCCAUCGGAAAGUCGAUUUCUUCUGGGUUAAAAACGAAGAAGCACAAAUCGCACUCGUCGUAGAGAAUUAUCUACCUUCGACUAUGUAUAUCACUCAAUUAGAAUUUAUUACUGACCAUCAACUAACAACUAAACCUGAUGGCAAAUAUCGUAUUCCAUCGCGCACUACCAAACGUUUAGUGAUUGUUUGUAUACCAAAAGAAACGGGUUCAUACCGAAUACAAGGUCUUCGUUAUCGAAUAUUGUCUACGAGUCAAGAAUAUCUUUUCAAAGAUGUACCUGCUAUUCGUCAUUGUGCGUGUUCGGUUGAUGUUCUAGAUGAGCUGCCCAUUCUUGCAAUUGAAUGUGUACAUGUUAAUGAGAUGAAAAUCGAUUUGGUCGAUGAAACAACUGAGUACACUGCACAAGUUCAUCGAGAAGAAGAUUUGUUUGUAACAUUUGAUUUGAUGGAUAUGUCGUCGACAUGUGACAUCGAUCAAUUGGAGAUUCAAGUUUUAGCAUCGGGCCUCAACAUGACAGAGUAUGUUAAAAUUCCACAACUCAGCCUGCCGAUAUACACUGGUACAAAGAUGAAAACAAAGCUGGAUCUCUCCGAGAUUUAUGAUCGUUAUCUGGCACGUCAAGGUCGAAUAGGAACGACUAUUGAAUGUCUGAAUAUUGAAUUUCGAUUGAAAUACUUCAAUCAAUCUUCAACGACAAAUAACUAUUAUCGUCAAAGUACAAUCGAGCUUCGUCUCGAUUACUUUUCAUCGAUUUUCUUCGAAAUAAACGACAUACAAAGCGAUGAUGAUGAUUUAUCUUAUAUGUUGUGCUGUACAAUCGCCAAUCAUCUAUCGGAGGAUAUAACAUUGCAAAAUAACAUAAUCAAACCAUCGGAAACAUCAUUAACAAUGAUCAAACAAGAUAAAAUCAAAUUAAACACAUUUCCAUCAGACUUAAAUGAAUUAAUUACUGCAAUCCGAAAUCAACUAUCCACACACGUUCAUUACAAAACAACAAAUUCUAAUAAACGUCUGCGUCUACCGAUCAAUUGGCAGAACUUUUCCAAUGAUAAAAUUCAAAGUCAUUUUCACGAUCUUAUUCAAUCACCUUACACCUGCGACUGGCAUUUCAAAAAAUUAGCCAAUACUCUGCAUAUUCGUCUAUGUGUUUCAUCCAAAUAUUACAAAAUCUGUCAAUUAGAGUUCCGUUUCCCAUCAUCGAACGGUAUUCGAUUUUUAAAUUCCAACAGAAUUCUUUUCAGCGAUAUUGAACCGGGAAAAUACUGUACGGCUGAACGGGUUUUAAUCUUUUCUCAAGGAGAUAGUUCCGAUGUUCUCGUAGUUGACGUUAGUGUGAAUAACAUCGCAUGGAAAAGCAUUACGCAUUUAUGUUAUACAGAGCUGAAGUUGAGUGUGACAAAUGAAAUGAUAAACAAAGUCACUCACCUAAAUUAUCUCUGUCGGCCGUGUUCGAAAUUCUCUGAAAGACAAGUACGAUUCGAAUCACAACCAAUUCCAUGA